Molecule: messenger RNA, 1080 nt
Organism: Aspergillus chevalieri
Lineage: Eukaryota; Fungi; Ascomycota; Eurotiomycetes; Eurotiales; Aspergillaceae
Product: serine/threonine-protein kinase
Exons: 4
Coding region: 1-1080 (359 amino acids)
Biological process (GO): regulation of mRNA processing; protein phosphorylation; spliceosomal complex assembly
Molecular function (GO): ATP binding; protein kinase activity
Source: RefSeq, a predicted model, not a curated record
AUGGAUCAAUUUCCGUAUUCCUGUACCAUUGAUGCUGAGCCUCUUCAUCGCUAUGCAAAAGGAGGCUACCAUCCAAUUACAUUGGGAGGCUUUCUCGCCGACGGGAGAUACAAGAUACUGCAUAAGCUAGGAUGGGGAGGUUACUCAACUGUCUGGGCUGCAAGAGAUGAAAGAGAAGGCACUUACGUUGCGGUCAAGAUCCGUGUUGCUGAGGAAGAUGAUGAUAGGGAGCAUCGCGAGCUCAACGUUAUGAAGAAACUAGCAUCAAUACAUCCCCAUUCUCCACAUGUCAUGCAUGUGGUUGAUGACUUCGAUUUAGAGGGACCUAACGGAACACAUCGCUGCUUGGUAUUUGAGCUCUUAGGGCCUAGUGUUCCUGACAUGAUAGAUGCACGCUUUUCUGAUGGGAGACUUCCUGGAAAACUCGCUAAGACCAUUGCGAAACAGGUUGUUUCUGGACUUGAAUUUCUGCACCAAGAGAAAAUUGGACAUGGAGAAAUUGGACAUGUCCACAGGAGUGACGGUAAAGCUCUAGAACCUGGUAUACCGGAAUAUGUUGUCAGACCUGCUGGGACGCAUUCAUGGCCGUUGUCAAAUAUCAUCAAGAUUGUCGACUUUGGCGAAUCAUUCUUGCAGCAAACCAUCCCUCAAACGCUUCACACACCGCUAACAGUUCGGGCACCUGAAGUUAUAUUUGGAGACCAUCUGGAUUAUCGUGUGGAUUUGUGGAGCCUGGGAUGUCUGCUUUUCGAACUCUUCGUUGGCCAACUGCCCUUUGAUAGCUUCUUAAUAACGCCCAAGAUUCUUGUGGACCAAAUGCUAGAGAUGACAAGUGAAGCACUACCUGAAAGAUGGCUAGGCUUAUGGGAAGCAAUGGGCGGCGGAGUUGGUGCAGAAAGCUCGGGACCUGGAUUGCAAGAAUGGCUGGGGAAUAUGUAUUUUGAUGGUGAGCGAAGAGAAGACUUCACAAGUGAGGAUAUUGCCAAGCUGGGCCAAAUAAUUCGAAAAUUGCUACGGUUCGAGCCGUCCGCCAGGGCUUCAGCGAGCGAAAUUCUAAGUGAUCCUUGGUUUAGAGACUGA